Lotus japonicus is the source of this 1552-nucleotide messenger RNA. Its product is annotated as TOM1-like protein 1. Gene Ontology annotation, molecular function: ubiquitin binding; phosphatidylinositol binding. NCBI's taxonomy places the organism in Eukaryota, Viridiplantae, Streptophyta, Magnoliopsida, Fabales, Fabaceae. Bases 190 to 1380 code for a protein of 396 amino acids. Gene Ontology annotation, biological process: protein transport to vacuole involved in ubiquitin-dependent protein catabolic process via the multivesicular body sorting pathway. The transcript is spliced from 5 exons. The record is from RefSeq and is a predicted model, not a curated record.
UUGUAAUUGAAAAUGAGGACAAAUAGUUGAAUAGGACACAGUACUUUGGAAUCCUGAGACUCCAAGGAACAUUGAACCAACACUCCUUUACUCUGUCUUUAUUCUUCUUCUACAACACCAGCUCCAAGUGUGUAAGGAGUAAUCCAAAAUGCACAUAAAGUAAGCAGAUUUUGAGGCCAUCAAGGAAAGAUGAGUGACAAUUUGAUGGAGAAAGUGAACGCCUUGGGGGAGCGCCUCAAAGUUGGUGGGGUUGAGGUGGGUAGGAAGAUGAGUGCUGGAAUGAGUUCUGUGAGCUUCAAGGUCAAGGAGUUUUUCCAGGAGCCAAACAUGGCUGAUAAACUUGUUGGGGAUGCUACCUCUGAAGCCCUUGAUGAGCCUGAUUGGGGUCUCAUUCUUCAUAUUUGUGACUUGGUUAAUGCUGAAAAGCUCAACACUGGUGAAGUGGUCCGUGCAGUGAAGAAAAGGGUGGGGACUAAAAGUUCUAGAGGUCAGUACUUGGCUUUGGUUUUGCUUGAAGCAUUGGUCAAGAACUGUGACAAGGCUUUCUUUGAGGUAGCAGCUGAGAGAGUCCUUGAUGAGAUGGUCAAGCUCAUUGAUGAUCCUCAGAGUGUUGGUAAUAGCAGGAACAAGGCUUUGAUGAUGGUUGAGGCUUGGGGAAAGGCAACGACUGAGCUUCGCUAUCUGCCUGUUUAUGAAGAAACUUACAAGAGUUUGAAAUCAAGGGGGAUUCGAUUCCCUGGUCGUAACAAUGAAAGCUUGGCUCCUAUUUUCACUCCUCCUCAUUCUGCCUCUGCUCCAGAGGCUGAUAUCAGUCUUGCACAUCUUAUUCAACAGGAUGUUGUUCCUGUGCAAAGUUUUACCUCUAAACAAAUAAAGGAAGCUUUUGAUGUUGCAAGAAAUAGCAUUGAGCUUCUCUCUACUGUGUUAUCUUCUUCAAACCAGCAAGGUGUUUUGAAGGAUGAUCUGACCACCACAUUAGUACAACAGUGCCAUCAGUCCCAAACUACUGUCCACAGAAUCAUUGAAACCUCUGGGGAUAAUGAAGCACUGCUUUUUGAGGCCUUGCAUGUGAAUGAUGAGAUUCAGAAGGUUCUUUCCAAAUAUGAGGAGCUGAAGAAGCAUGCAAUUGUUCCACUUGAACCUCAACCAGCUAUGAUACCUGUUGCUCUUGAGCCUGAUGAGUCACUGCCCUAUUUUUCAAAAGAGGAUGCCUUGAUUAGAAAGCCAGCUGGUUCAAGAGUCCAGAGAUUGAGCCAAGAUGAUGACAUGAUGGAUGAUCUUGAUGAGAUGAUUUUUGGCAAAAAGGGUGGGGAUUCAUCUGAAUGGAGACAAGAUCCAAACAAACAACAAUCAUCAAAAUAUGAUCCCAUCUCCUUCUAGUUUACCUAUAUAAAUAGUUAGAAUAUAUGUUUGGAUAACUUAUCUUUUUUCAGAAUGAGAAGCUACUCACAGAAGCUUCACACCAUAAUUGAUACAGACUUCAAAAUGAAUUAUAAAAGGAUUUCCAAACAUGACAAAAUCAUAUUAUAGGAGUGUCCCUAUGAUUUGACGA